This is a messenger RNA of Nomia melanderi (Alkali bee), 5555 nucleotides long. It is a transcript of the gene Gprk2, whose product is annotated as G protein-coupled receptor kinase 2. Lineage: Eukaryota; Metazoa; Arthropoda; Insecta; Hymenoptera; Halictidae. The record is from RefSeq and is a predicted model, not a curated record. Gene Ontology annotation, biological process: regulation of signal transduction; protein phosphorylation; signal transduction. Gene Ontology annotation, cellular component: cytoplasm. Gene Ontology annotation, molecular function: ATP binding; G protein-coupled receptor kinase activity.
AGUGAUUGGAAGAGGAAGAGAAUCGAGCGAUCAAGAGUGGAAGAGAAGAAAAGCGAGAGAUCAAGAGGGUAUCCUCGUCGGUCAGAUCGAAGUCGAUGAACGUGAAGCUGUACAGAUUGAACGUUUCCGCGGACGGUAUCGGCUCAGAAGUCAGCUUGAGGGUGUCGUCGUUGCUGGCUGUCGCGUGAUAACUCAAACACUCGAGUGCGACCUUUUGCUUGGCCAUCAAUUUGCAAGCAGACUCAUACAUCUGCGUGUUGUGGAUCCCCAGGCCACAGAAGAUCGCGAAUGCCUCGAAGAUCGACACGUCGGAAUCAGUAAAAGACGUCCCAUUGUCCUGCGAACAAGAUCCUUGGGAAAACCACGUGCCAGUAAUCCAAGAGCAGAAGCAUAAUAUGGAGCACACUCUAAACUAAGCCCAUCCCCACCUGUAGGCGGCCAUGUCGAUCAGCUCUUGUUGGCUCUUCAUCGCCACGAUGUACUUAAUCGAGUGCAAUUUCGGCAACACACGCAGAGCAUGGUAGACCUCCCCGUUGCGAAUCUCUUGUCCCGAAUUGGGAUUGAACCGCGGCAUCACGCAAGGCGUCUCCAUGCCACGGGGACAGUUUCGCUUCUGAAGGUCCUGGAGAGUCUGGGCCAAUUCGACCAUCGUUUUCCCGAUACCCAACAGUCGGGACGAGUGUAUCACCGAAGAGCUGGCUGCCUCGAGGAAAUCAUCCGUCGAGGACGCUUCUUGCAGCAGAUUCAAGUCGAACGACGGUGUCCUUAUGACGUACGAUCCUGGGGGAACCAGGUCUGCAACAUGGACGCUGUAGCUUGCGAUGUUUCCUUGGGGAGCGGACUCAAACGGAGGAACAAUGGGAUACCCAGGAACACUCGAAAACCCGCCACGCGACUGCAAGUGGCAGCCGAAAGCAAAUUGGAACAAGAAGAUCGUUAGAGUCCGGUUUACCAAAGUCGAUCCCAAGGACCAGCGAUCCUCCGAGCGCCAUUUGCAAAUGGAAGAGUGAACUCGAUACCAAGAGUGUACCUGCAGAAACACCGCGGGUUCCGUUCGGAGAAAGAUUCGGCGUCCAAGAGAGGAACGAUCUAUCGUCCACUCUAGAGCGAGCGAGACAGAGGGAAAGGGAGAAGAGAGAACGUGGGCGAGAAGCCGAUCCUCACGGCGAUCGAAAUCACGGUCCAGAAAGGAUCUAGCGGAUGCGCGCAGGCAUCUGCCAGCCGCGGCUUCGUUGAAGUGGCGAGGUGAAAGGCAGGCAGUCGUCUUGCUUACGUGCGACUCCUCGAGUUGUUGUCCGUUCCCGUCCGUACGUGAAUCCGCGGUACCACACGUGACAUUUUUACGAUGCCACGCUGACGCGGGUCCGGGGGGAUCAGCCGUGACGAUCGUUAGCCGUGUGUGUACCCGCCGCACGAUUUCCGCUGGUAUUUAAGAGAGAUUUCUACCAGGCUGCUGGCUGCUGCCGUUGCUGCUCUUGGUUGCAACUUGGAGAACACUUGGUUGCUGAUCGGAAAACAAUCAGCAAACGUGGACUCCGACUCCGGAAGGCAGCUGAACGCUCCACACCUCAACCCCAUGUACCCCACAAAGAGAAGACUACGAGCUCCAUCGCUGUGAACAGAGCAAGAGCCCAGAAGAAAGCCAGCAACCAGAAGGAUUCCCAAGUAAACCAUCUUCCGCAAUCUCGCUCAUCGCCUGAAGCACCCGGGGGACCGUGGUCGAAAAGUGGAAUACAUCUCAGCGAAAGGCUACCGUACAUCUUAGAUUCCGAGGUGGAAUCAGCCAGCGGUACACAGCGACCAAUCGCGCGUAGCUAGAAAGAAUCAGGCUUUUGGCCCGGAAUAGAAAGGUUGAACGAACCCGUUUCGGCUCAACUUUCGACACAGUAGCGUGUCCCUGUUUUUCGGCGUGCAAGACGAUUCGACGCCUGGCGAGCCACGACCGGACGUCCUCGAAUCUUGAACGGCUAGCCGACCCGACCCGGCACCGAUAGACCGAUCGUGCACUGCGCCGGCGUCCUUCCUAUUGUCCUUGGUCCUCGGUGAAGGGGACCGAUCGGCCCUAGUGGUGUCUUGGGGCCGCAGAUGGGAGCUGGUCUGCCGGAGCCCGACAGGGUGGUCAACCCCGGAAAACGCCACCAGCCGUACGGACAUCCGCUCGAGGCGCUUGCUGCUCCCCCCCUCCGUCCCGUACGCACGCCGCCAGGCUUCUCCCUCCCGUUUCGGCCGCGCAAACCCGAUCAAGCUGGAAUUGAUGGAGUUGGAGAACAUUGUGGCGAACACUGUGUACCUGAAAGCGAGGGAAGGGGGUGGUGACAGCAACAAGGGUAAGAGCAAAAAAUGGCGGAAGAUACUUCAGUUCCCCCACAUCUCCCAGUGCAUCGGCCUAAAAGAUAAGCUCGACAUCAGGUACAGCUAUGUGGUGGACCAGCAGCCGAUCGGCCGGCUGUUGUUCAGGCAGUUCUGCCAGGACAAGAAGCCGGCCUACCAUCGUUACAAUCUCUUUCUGGACGCGAUCGAGAAGUACGAGAUCGAGAUGGACGAGAAUCGCACCGAGCUGGCGAAGGACCUGUUCGAGCAGUACCUGAAGAGGGAGGGCUCCGAGGUCGUCGACAUCCUGAACGACUCGCUGAUAGCGCAGUGCGAGGAGAGGCUCAGCACCGGCGGGAAGGAGCUCUUUGUCGAGAUCGCGCAGACCGUGAAGAACUUCCUGGCCGGGGAGCCUUUUUCAGCUUUCCAAACUAGCUUCUAUUUCUAUAGGUACCUCCAAUGGAAAUGGCUGGAGGCGCAGCCGGUCACGUACAAGACGUUCCGCAUGUACAGGGUGCUCGGCAAGGGUGGUUUCGGCGAGGUGUGCGCGUGCCAGGUGCGCGCUACGGGGAAGAUGUACGCGUGCAAGAAGCUCGAGAAGAAGCGGAUCAAGAAGCGAAAGGGCGAAGCGAUGGUUUUAAUCGAGAAGAACAUCCUCCAGAAGAUCAACUCGAAGUUCGUCGUCUCGCUGGCGUACGCUUAUGAGACAAAGGACGCCCUCUGCCUGGUGCUGACUAUCAUGAACGGCGGCGACCUAAAGUUCCACAUCUACAACAUGGGCGGCGAGCCGGGUUUCGAUAUAAACCGCGCGAGGUUUUACGCGGCGGAAGUGGUGUGCGGCCUGGAACACCUGCACCUGCAGGGGAUCGUGUACAGGGACUGCAAGCCGGAGAACAUACUGCUGGACGAUCACGGCCACGUGAGGAUCUCCGAUCUCGGGCUGGCGGUCGAGAUCACCGAGGGAGACAUGGUGAGGGGUCGGGUGGGCACGGUGGGCUACAUGGCGCCGGAAGUGAUCGACAAUGAGAAGUACACGUUUUCGCCAGAUUGGUUCAGCUUCGGUUGUCUUUUGUACGAGAUGAUUGAAGGCCAGGCGCCGUUUCGCGCGAGGAAGGAGAAGGUGAAGAGGGAGGAGGUCAACAGGCGGGUGAAGGAGGACCAGGAAAGGUACUCGCCGAAAUUCACCGAGGAGGCGAAGAGCCUGUGCCAGCAGCUCCUCAAGAAGAGCCCGAAGAACAGGCUGGGGUGCAAGUGCGGCAGGCACGGGGCGAAGGAGGUGAAGCUCCACAGUUUCUUCCAGUGCCUGAACUGGAAGAGAGUCGAGGCCGGUAUGUGGGAACCGCCGUUUGUGCCGGAUCCGCACGCGGUCUACGCUAAGGACGUCCUGGACAUCGAGCAGUUCUCGACGGUGAAAGGUGUCAAUUUGGACGCGACCGAUGACACCUUCUACAGUAAAUUCAAUACCGGCAGCGUGUCCAUCCCGUGGCAGAACGAGAUGAUCGAGACUGAGUGUUUUAAGGAGCUGAACGUGUUGGGCCCGAACAAUACGCCGACUCCUGACUUGCUGAUUAAUCAUCCGCCGCCUAAUAACGAGAACAGGGGCUGCUUCCCGUUCAGAAGACAGAAAAAGCAAAGCGCCCGUACAAGACAGAUCCCUCUAUCAGAGUGCCAUUUACUGGAGCUGUCGCAGAGUCAGAACUCGGAGAUGCCAGCCAGCUGAUCCAAGAUGAACGCGAGUAGUCUGAAUCAACCGACGCCGUCGUCCUUGCGACGCCGUCGCUGUGGACGACGCCGACGGGCGCUGAAAUGCUGCCCGAAGCUGCUUUAAAUGGAGGAACACAGCCCCCUACGACCGUGGUGUUGUCAGUUUUCCAACGCGCACGCUGCGUCUUUCUACUCGUCCAUGAAAACACGACGAUCGUAACACGACCGUCACCAGCAUUGAAUACACAUCCGGACAGAUUUUUCUCAGGUUUCACGAAGCGGACACGCGGUUCGUGAGUUCACGAGGAUUUGUCAGUCGGCGCGCGUCGCCUCGCUCGCAACAGGGACGACGCGACACUUCGAUUUUCUUCUUUCUUUAAACUGGCACUUUGGAAAGAAUGGGUUCCCGGUCGUGUCGCCCCUGUUCCGCAACGGACACGCGUGCGAGCGUGCAUCUCAGCGUCGAGUUUUUCACGCACUGAACGUGGACAGCGGAAUAUAUGGGUGUAUACUCGCGUGUGUGCACUGCGCGCUGAAUGUAUGGACACAUUCUAAAGAGUACUUUGUAUUUUGAGCUUGUCUCCAUGUACUCACGAGUACGCAGAGUACGGCGAGAGAAGUAUAUGUACACGUAUAGUAACGAUUUUUAUUUCACGAAGAUCUGUUCGCAUAAAGCCUCACAGUCUUUUUAAUUGUCUGUUUUCAAUUCAAAGCUCGCUGAUUUUUCUUUCCCUGUUAUUUUACUGUCCCUAGUCAUUCAAUGGCUCUCAUCUUGGUAGUGCCACGACAAGAACCAUCAUGGGUUGUAUCUAUUAACUCAGAGGGUGUUGUUUAUUAUGAAUAAUAUAGAUAUUGUUAAUAGUUAUGAUGUGCACAUGGGCAUACACGUCGUAAUUUUGUGAAUAUGACUUUACUGGUAAUUAAUGAGCUGUAUUUGAUUAAUACAUAUAAAAGCCAUUACCAAACGCACACGAUCAAUCAUAAGACAUCAACUUCAUCGUUGUAAGUCUGAGGAUGUUAAGCAGUGAGUUGACAUAUAACAUAGAUACACUAUCAGUGUAUCUAGUACAGGAGCAAUUAUUGGUCUAAUUUGGUUGUUAUAUGUGUUCAGGAGUGAAGCCAAGGUACGAGUUAUCCAAUGGCACUUAGCUUUAUGGUACAUAUCCAGCCACCAUGUUUUCCAUUCCACAAAUAUAGGCGCCUGGUCUUUGUUGUCACACAAUCCCUCCAAUUCACUAGGUGUUACACUAUCAAACCCAGAGGCCCUCCUUGUAUUUCUGUGCGUCGUGUUUCUCCUAGCAUGGUUGGACACGAUGAGGUCAGCUUUUAUGAUCUUUCUUCACAUUUUAUUUCGUGAUUUUGGAUUGUAGGUCUAUUGUAGAUAUUAUUUUAAAAUUUGUGCUAUCAAGGCUACAAUAUAAUAUGUAGCACACAUUAAUCUGAUUAGAAUAACAAAGCAACGAUGGUUAGUAAAUGUUAAUGCAUAUAUGGAGGUUACAUAUUAUCACCAACAAUGAACGAAAUAGAAUAAAAGUUGUGUU